AGACAAACUACUACCUGACUGUUCAUGAAAGCAGCCACCAAACCUCAGGAUUUUGACUUUGCUUCCAAAAUCUGUGACAGCACAAGAUGGAUUUUGGUGUUGUCCAAGAAGACAGUUGAGUGAAAGUGAGCAACAUUUGAGAAGAAACUAGUGGAAGUAGAGUUUUCUAGUGGAAACAACACCCCACAAGUUUCAAGCACAAAACAUGACUGACUCGAUGUUUGGCAAUGACAAUGACCAGUGGGUGUGCCCCAAUGACAGACAACUAGCCCUUAGAGCAAAGUUACAUUCAGGCUGGUCCUUCCACACAUUUCAGACUGAGAGACUGAGGAAAGCUCAGACACUUAAGAAAACAGAGCUGGAUGUAAUCAUGAGUGUCAUCCACCGCUCUGAGCAACUCGAGCUCAUUGAGCAACACAGGAUUGGGUGUCUAGUGGAGCGUCUGGAGAACAUGAGGAGGUCUGCCAUGGGGAAUGGCCUGUCACAGUGUCUGUUGUGUGGAGACGUGUUGGGUUUGCUGGGCUCCCCGUCCGUCCUCUGUUUGGACUGCUGCAUGAAGGUGUGCACUAAAUGUGGGAUCGAGACUACAGGCACUCAGAAAAGAGUUCAGUGGCUUUGCAAGAUCUGCAGUGAACAGAGAGAGGUGUGGAAACGUUCUGGAGCCUGGUUUUACAAAGCCUUGCCCAAGCAUAUUCGUCCUAUUAAGGAUUCAAUUCUAGAUAACAGAAAGCCAGAAAUAGAAAGAGGAGAGCAGCUGCCAGUGACCAGGAGUGCCCCCAUCACCUACACUUGGACUCAAAGCAAAGUUUACUUGAGUGAAAGUGAUGGCAGUGACACUGAGCUCAGUGAAUGCAGCAGUGACAGAAAGACCUUCAUGUCUGAGAGCGAUCAAAGAAGAGAUUCCGAAUCCAGUGGAAGUCAAAUGCAGACAUCCCUGCGGUCCAGCAUAACAAGUACAACUCACACAAGCUUUGUCAUGGAAAGCCCUUCCAGCUUGGCCAGCGAUCAAAGCAGCAUUUACACGACUCUGGAGAAUGAGGUCAUGGACCAUAGCCGACCCUUACAAACCCCUCCAGCCCUCAGUCGCACCGGAUCCCUGCAGAGCACCUCUACCAACCAGAAGUCAGAGGGCCCGGCUGCGGACCACAGCCGGGAUGAAGAUGACCUGGACCAAGCCUUCGGAGCAACCGCUCUCGUGGCUAGCAAGAAGGACGAAGAGCCAGACGUGGAGGGCUACGAUUCAGACGACUCCACCACACUCGGCACUCUGGACUUCAGCCUUCUGUAUGAUCAGGAGAACAAUGCCCUACACUGCACUAUCAACAAAGCCAAGCUCCCUGUACCCAGAUACAAAAAGGGACUCAAACCAAUGGAUCACAAUGGACUGUCAGAUCCCUAUGUUAAGCUGCACCUGCUGCCUGGAGCCAGUAAGGCCAAUAAGCUUCGUACCAAGACCCUACGCAACACUCUCAACCCUGUCUGGAGUGAAACCUUGACAUAUUAUGGAAUAACAGAUGAAGAUAUGGUUCGCAAAACACUCAGGAUUUCAGUGUGUGAUGAGGACAAAUUCCGCCACAACGAAUUCAUUGGAGAAACCCGAAUUCCCCUGAAAAAGCUCAAACCCAACCAGACCAAGAACUUCAGCAACUGUUUGGAAAAGCAGCUUCCUAUCGACAAGACAGAUGAUAAGUCUCUGGAGGAGCGAGGGCGCAUCAUGAUCUCCCUGAAGUAUAGCUCUCAGAAGUCUGGCUUAGUGGUGGGCAUCAUCCGCUGUGCCCAUCUCGCUGCCAUGGAUGCCAAUGGUUUCUCUGACCCUUAUGUCAAAACAUAUCUCAAGCCAGAUGAGAACAAAAAAUCAAAGCACAAGACUGCAGUCAAGAAGAAGACCCUCAACCCUGAAUUCAAUGAAGAGUUUUUCUAUGACAUCAAGUAUGCUGACCUCAGCAAGAAGACCCUGGAGGUGACUGUUUGGGACUAUGACAUUGGCAAAUCCAAUGAUUUCAUUGGUGGUGUUUCAUUAGGUAUCAAUGCCAAUGGCGAGAGGCUAAAACACUGGUUUGACUGUCUCAAAAACAAGGACAAGAAAAUUGAGCGCUGGCACACAUUAACCAAUGAACUCCCUGGUUCAGGGUACAAUGAGUAAAAGUCUUCUCUUCCAGUGGUUGCACCAAUGCCCUGCCCCUUUCCUACAUGAUGUCGAUGUAAGCCCAGCCUGUGAUGGAUCAACACUCCAGCAGUCCAUUGAUUUAGAGAUGGGUGCCAAUAUCCCUUCCCGACUAACACACCUGCUCAAUCUCUUGUACUUUCCCUGGUGUUGAGCUUGCAGUUUGAUUGUGUGGCUUGAUGUGGCUUUUGGGCUUAAAUAAGGGUCUUUAAUCAGCCUGUGUUUGUAAAACCUUAAUUAAAAUGCAGAGAUUUUGUUUUCACAGCCAACAGGGGACCAGUUGUACUAUGUGUUAAAAUGUUUAAACGUACUCUACUGCUCUCUUUCUCUGUUCUGUGUUAUAUCUCUGAGUUGUAUUCAAGAAUGCUGUUUACAGAAUUUAGCUGUCAGUAAGUGUAACAUUAUGAGUACGCAUCAUGGCAGCAAAGGGGCUCUAAAAUACAAUAAUUUACUCAAAAAUCAUGUAUUGUUUACAUCAAGAAAACAGUCCAAGUACAGUACUUUUCUGAUGCCUGUAUUAUGUACACAAUUAUAAUUUCCAGACUGAUGAUUGUGAUGAUUAUGGUUGUGUAGGUAAAAAGAUAUACUCAUAAAAAAACGUUUUUACUCCCCUUUCAUUAUAAUAGGCUAGAAUAGCUUUUUGGUUUUUAGUUUUUAUAUGUACAACCUCCAAGUCCUUAUACUUGAUGAAUGUAAUUUAUUUAUCUUUAUUUAUUUUCUAUGCUAUCUCACUGGGAAUGACCAAUGUGCCAUUGACAUGAAGAGAGCACACAGGAGCUUCAUUCGCCAUAUUUCUGGAGAGAAAACAGAGCGAGCAAUCCCAGUUUAUACAGAGGACAGACUAAUGUUGUAUAGGAGCUAUUUUAAACUUAUAGACAAUGGAUUAUACAGCUUUCAUCAAGAGGUUCUUGCAUGGUAGUUAUGUAUUGAUUUUUUAUUAUUAUUAUUAUUAUUAUUAUUAUUAAAAACCUGUGCCCCAGCCUAAUCCAUACAUUGUGUUAAAUGUCUCUUUCAUUCUAAAUUAGAAAAAUUGACUUGUUUUGAGAUUGUUUUGAUUAAUUAAUGGAAUGUUUAUAUUAUUCUUCCUUUCAAGCAUUUUAAAGAAUUGUAUUAUUUUGACCAAAUAUAUUUUUUUAAAGACCGUAUUAAAAUCACUUUGCAUUUUUGUUUUAAUUUUGUGUACAUGUUUUAGCAAGUUGUGUUUUGUGGCAUUUAUAUUAUAACCAAUGUAUUAUUUGAACCUUUUUGUGUUAUUGCAUAUUUAGCAUGCCGUUGGUGGAUGUAUUAGAUGUAUUUCUAUGUGUUUAAUAAUUUAUCUUUUAAUUUUAUUUGGCUCAUGCUAGGAUUUUAUUUUAAUAGCCAAACUCUGGAUUGCAGAAAAUACUUAAAACGGUGGCCAUUUAUUAAACCCAAACUGCAGAACACUGUAUACAACCCUAUGAUUUAGAAACCUUAUAUCUCUGGAAACAUUCAUUGUAAAAGCCACUCCUGUGACAUUUUUUUGUAAUCUUCUUGCUUUUGUAUACAAACUCUAUGGCAUAACAGUGCAUGCAAUGUUCUUGGGCUGUCAUUAAAAUAACUUUGCUUAAUGUUUGAUACUGCUGUUCUCCUCUGUAAAAAGAGAGUUCCUGCUCUUGAAUGCUACAAGAAUGUCACCGUUCCUUCUUGGACAGUUUUUGUACUUUUGAGCGCUAUUGCAUUACCGUCAGGUCGCUCUAUUGACUGGACAUGUGACUGCAUGUUACAAAAAAUAAAUCUUGUCUUGUUUUGGUCAUUUUGAACUCUCAGGCAGUUGUUUGCAUAUUAUAGUGGUUCUCAGACGAAGUCAAAAUAUUUCUCCUCCUGGUUCACCUUAAUCUUGCACCAAUUGGCCGAAUUAUCGUGCCUUUUCUUUUGUAACUGUGUUUUUUGCACCGCUCACUUUACAGAGAUUCCUAGAUUGAUAUUAGCUUUUAAUAUGGAAACAAUAUUAUACAUAUGACAUAGUUAUAUUCUUGUCUGUGUUACACUGAGUCUGUUGGAACAUUGUGUCUCUUUUGGAAUAUGCCUUUUAGAGACACAUUAUGGGUAUCCUUACACUGUGUAAUAGUGCUGUGGAUGGCAGGGGUGCAAGACUGAGGUGGAGGAUGCUCAUUUAACUUCAGAUUCUGGGAUCUAGUGUUAAACAUUAAAAAAGAAAAUUAUUUCAGCACUGUUAGCUGGCCUCACUCACUGCAAAUCUUAAUUUAUUCAUACUUUUAUUUUAAAUUAAAAUGUUCAUGUUUAUUUUAACCAUGUUUAUCAGAUCUUUAACCUGUUAUGAUCAUAAAAUAAUAACAAGUUGGUAUAACAUAUCCACAUUCUUGCAUGUCGCAAUUCUUUUUUUAAUAAAAUAUGUUGGGUUAUAGGAAUAUCAUGAACUAAAAAAAAAACAGCUUCAGUAUAUUGCUGUCAGACACCAGAAUCUGUUGUUACUUUGAUUUUUGUCCUAUUUUAAGAAUGUUCAAGUAUUAUAUCUAGAGUGUGUUUUUUUACUAUGGGGAAUGAUAUUUGCUAUUUACAUGUUCAGAACUGGAAACCCAUAUCAAAUAAAGUAUGAA
Messenger RNA from Xyrauchen texanus (razorback sucker), 4743 nucleotides. Its product is annotated as double C2-like domain-containing protein beta. The record is from RefSeq and is a predicted model, not a curated record. Gene Ontology annotation, molecular function: small GTPase binding. The transcript has 19 exons. Gene Ontology annotation, cellular component: membrane. Bases 206 to 2143 code for a protein of 645 amino acids. Gene Ontology annotation, biological process: intracellular protein transport. NCBI's taxonomy places the organism in Eukaryota, Metazoa, Chordata, Actinopteri, Cypriniformes, Catostomidae.